CCCUUGCUUCUCUUCUCUAUCAUUCUACAACUUCUUCAAAAAUGGCAUCCAUAACAAAUCACCUGCUUACAUUCAUUCUUGCUGGAAUCCUCGCCGGAGCUCUGCCGGGGCCUAUAUCGGCACAGAACUGUGGUUGUGCAUCAGAUAUGUGUUGCAGCCAAUAUGGGUAUUGUGGCACUACCGAUGCAUAUUGUGGGUCAGGCUGCCAAGAGGGUCCUUGUUUUGCGACACCGAGUCCUAGCAAUGUCUCGGUGUCAGACAUUGUCACGCAGGCUUUCUUCGAUGGGAUAAUUGGUGAAGCCGAUGCAAGUUGUGCCGGAAAGAGUUUCUACACUCGAUCUUUGUUCCUUGAGGCACUUAAUUUGUACCCUCUUUUUGGAAGGGAUGGUUCGGUUGAUGAUUCUAAGCGCGAAAUCGCUGCUUUCUUUGCGCAUGUCACGCAUGAGACUGGACAUUUUUGCUACAUAGAAGAGAUAGAUGGUGCCUCAAAGGACUACUGUGAUGAGAAUAAUACACAGUAUCCCUGUGUAGCUGGGAAGGGUUACUAUGGAAGAGGCCCACUUCAACUAUCAUGGAACUACAAUUAUGGUCCUGCCGGAAAGAGCAUUGGCUUUGAUGGACUCAACAAUCCAGAAAUUGUUGCGACAGAUGCAGCUGUGUCGUUCAAGACCGCCUUGUGGUAUUGGAUGAACAAAGUUCACUCUAUCAUAGUUUCUGGCCAAGGCUUUGGUGAAACAAUCCGAGCCAUCAACGGUGCACUUGAAUGCGAUGGUGGAAACACAAAUACAGUCAAUGCUCGUGUUGAGUACUACCAAGAAUACUGCAACCAACUUGGUGUUGCGCCUGGCGAUAAUCUUUAUUGUUAAAAAGUUAUUAUUUAUUUUUUUUGUUAUAAAUUUAUGGGUACAUGUUUUUAAAAGUAAUAAAGAGUAGGAACCAUCCAAGUUAGGGCUUUAUUCAAGCAUUAACUUAUUUGGCAUGUAAUAGUACAACUAACACAAUAUUGAAGGGCUUUUGAGAACUUAUUUUGAUACUUGAUCAAGGACGAAAUAAUUGGUAUCAACUCAUAUGUAUUCUUUCAUCAAAGGCUAUAUAUGUCUGCUCUUUUUUUUUUUUUUUCCUUAUUAAAUUGAAUAAUACUUUGAUGUUGUUCGAUGGGGAAGAAAUUUGUUUCUCUAUUUACUUCAUAAAAUUUCAUUACAAAAAUAGCAUGCUUUUUAUAGGCAAUACAA
Messenger RNA from Camellia sinensis, 1232 nucleotides. The record is from RefSeq and is a predicted model, not a curated record. Lineage: Eukaryota; Viridiplantae; Streptophyta; Magnoliopsida; Ericales; Theaceae.